AAGUCCUGCAAAUUGGGGCAAAAGGGGAGAAAGAAGGAAACACUCACUCAUUUUGUUCGUAUGCAUCACAACUGCCUUUCCCAAACAAUACCACGACAGCUGCUGUGCCAAUGUUUGUUUACACAGUCCCCCAUUUGGCUUCGGUGCCAACCACGUUCCUCGCCCCCCGCCCCCACACACCCAGCAGCGUCCUUCGAAUUCAAUCAUCAAUGAACAAGCGUUGCGAUUGAUGACACACCCCAACUGCACGUCUUGGGUUACGUUCCGGCCGCGGACGCACGGCGCUAGGCUCCCGUACGUACCUAAAUUGGUAAACUUUGGAUGCUCCAGUUGGCCAUCGGUUUGUAGCCAGUAGGGAGAGCAGAAAGCGAUCAGAAUAAACAAAAAGGCAAACGCCGUAAAUCCGACCGCAAACUUUCCCGUUCUUGUGCUUGCGCCCAUUUUGACGUUUGUGUGAAGACUGAAUCAAGCUGCAGGAUUGAAAGUGAUGGAAUGCAGCGGCGUACUCGAACGACCACCCGAUGAUCGAUGUACGUUGGAUUUAAAAUGUGUCUUACAAUCAUUCACGAAAAGUGUGAUGUUUUUGAAACAUCUUAAUAACUUUUUCAAUCGAUCUGCCGUACAGGGGUUUAUUUUUAGUUCGUUUCAUUUUAAUUCGCUCCUCAUUUCUCUGCUCGAAAUGUCCACACCACCUCUAUACCUACCUUGGAUGAUAACUGCUCGAACGAAUGGCAUCCAAAAAACAACAUGCAAAAUAACCAACAACAACACGACGACGACGACGACGGCCAAUAAUUGACGCGCCUUUCAUGUAAACAAACGGAAAGGCUCGACGCGUAGCGCUUGUUUUGGUGCAUUUUUGUUCGGACCCGCUUGAAAUGGCCCGCCGGAAUGUGUGGACGCCGGAGGAAACCCGGGAACUGCUGGCAAUCAUCAAGGAGCUGGAUUUGAUGAAGCUGUUCGGCGAGGAGCGCAACACCAAGCUGUACCAAAUCACGGAGAACGAGAUGAAACAGCGCGGGUACUUCGACAAGGACGCUUUUCAGAUCGAACACAAGUGGAAAAAUCUAAAGCGUUCGUACUACAAAACAAAGCGCGAAAACUACCUGGCAGAGUCGUGCGAAUAUUUCGAGGAACUGGACGAGCUGAUGGCCAUGAAGCCACCGGCACCGUCGAGUUCCAAAGGCAAAGAAUCUGCCAGCCAACCGAAGCGACCGAGAGCGGUGCUGGAAAACUUUGACGUGCUGCUAACCAAGCUGGCCAAGGUGGAUCGGGAAAAUAACGAAGAGUUUUUCAAAAAACAGAAAGACCUAGUAGACUACGAAUUUGACCUGUUCACGCAUGACGAGCGCCAGUACACGACGAAGGUGUCGCAAAUGCUGAACCGCAACAUGAACGAUUUCUGCGUGAAAGCGCAGCAGAUUUUGUUGCAGGAAGGGGUGGUGAUACGGAUCAUCGAUGAAACGCCUACCAUGGAGGAUAGUACGGAGGAGCUCGAGCUGCAAUCCAGCGAGCAGCUGGCGCACCCGGUUGUGAAGAAGGAAAUUGUGAAGGAGUUUUACCAAACGUGGCGAGAGGAGGAACCAUUCUAAAGUAGCGGGUGGCGCUGACGUCUACCGUUUCUCCGGCACACACAUGCUAAAUGAUAAAUAUUGAAAACGAAAAUUCAAUUAUGCUAAGUAAAUUGUAAUCAUAUUUAGUUUAUUCGUCUCAAUAAUCAUAGCUUAACAAAUUGCA
Molecule: messenger RNA, 1737 nt
Organism: Anopheles merus
Lineage: Eukaryota; Metazoa; Arthropoda; Insecta; Diptera; Culicidae
Product: zinc finger protein with KRAB and SCAN domains 2-like
Exons: 2
Coding region: 879-1592 (237 amino acids)
Source: RefSeq, a predicted model, not a curated record